GGCUAACUCACUGGCACUGAAACACAGUUUAAGCUUAGCCCGUAAAACAAGAAUAAAAUAAUCCCCAAUCCACGACUCUUAUAUAAACACACCAAACACACCUCCGCCCACUCAGUCUCAUCUAAACACACACACUCUGAACACACAGCAGCAACAAUGGCGGCGGCGGCUACUUCAUUUUCACCCUCCUCCAUUUCAACCACUUGCUCAUCGACCAAGGCUUUGAAGCCUGAAUCCAAAACCCUAGCGUUCCCUCUCGGCUUUCUCGCUUCAAGCGCUUCCAGAACCGCGAUAAAUUCGCUCAAGGCUCGGGUUUCGGGUAAAGGGUUCGGGUCGGGUCUUGGAGCUCGGAUGGUGUCGGCGCCGUCGAUUAAUGUUCCUCCCGCUAUUCUUGAUUUCGAGACUUCCGUGUUUAAGAAAGAGAAGAUUUCUCUUGCUGGUCAUGAAGAGUAUAUUGUGAGGGGAGGAAGAGACUUGUUCCAUUUGUUGCCGGAGGCGUUCAAGGGUAUUAAGCAAAUCGGUGUUAUCGGUUGGGGUUCUCAGGGCCCUGCUCAAGCCCAGAAUUUAAAGGAUUCUCUUGUAGAAGCAAAAUCUGAUAUUGUGGUCAAGAUAGGUCUGAGGAAGGGUUCUCGUUCAUUUGCUGAGGCCCGUGCUGCUGGAUUUACUGAAGAGACUGGUACCUUAGGAGAUAUAUGGGAGACUAUAUCCGGCAGUGACUUGGUCUUGCUCUUGAUUUCUGAUGCAGCCCAGGCUGAUAACUAUGAGAAGGUGCUAUCAUACAUGAAGCCUAAUAGCAUACUUGGGCUUUCUCAUGGUUUCCUGUUAGGCCAUUUGCAGUCAUUUGGCCUUGAUUUCCCAAAAAACAUAAGCGUCGUAGCUGUGUGUCCCAAAGGAAUGGGUCCAUCAGUGAGGCGCCUGUAUGUGCAAGGUAAGGAAGUCAAUGGCGCAGGCAUUAAUGCAAGUUUUGCCGUCCAUCAGGAUGUUGAUGGUAGAGCAACAGAUGUUGCUCUUGGUUGGUCAGUUGCUCUCGGUUCUCCAUUUACAUUUGCCACUACACUGGAACAGGAGUACAAGAGUGACAUAUUCGGAGAACGAGGGAUUUUGCUUGGGGCUGUUCACGGUAUUGUGGAAUCCUUGUUUAGAAGGUAUACUGAGAAUGGGAUGAGUGAAGACUUGGCUUAUAAGAAUACUGUAGAAGGCAUAACAGGGAUUAUAUCGAAGACAAUAUCUUCGAAGGGCAUGUUGGCAGUCUACAAUUCAUUGUCAGAAGAUGAGAAAAAAGAGUUUGAGGUUGCAUAUAGUGCCUCAUAUUAUCCAUGCAUGGAAAUCUUAUAUGAGUGCUAUGAAGAUGUAGCCAGUGGUAAUGAGAUCAGGAGUGUAGUAUUGGCCGGACGUCGUUUCUAUGAGAAAGAAGGCCUACCCGCUUUUCCAAUGGGAAAUAUUGAUCAAACACGGAUGUGGAAAGUAGGUGAGCGGGUCCGUGCAUCACGGCCAAAGGGUGAUUUAGGCCCACUAUAUCCAUUCACUGCUGGUGUCUAUGUGGCUCUAAUGAUGGCUCAGAUUGAAAUCCUGAGAAAAAAAGGGCACUCGUAUUCCGAGAUCAUAAACGAGAGUCUGAUCGAGUCAGUAGAUUCUCUAAAUCCAUUCAUGCAUGCUCGUGGACUUUCCUUCAUGGUGGAUAAUUGCUCAACGACAGCACGACUGGGUUCAAGAAAGUGGGCUCCACGCUUUGACUACAUUCUCACCCAGCAAGCCUUGGUAGCAGUUGACAACGGUGCUCCUAUCAACCAGGAUCUCAUUAGUAACUUCAUGUCAGAUCCAGUGCAUGGAGCAGUUGAAGUCUGUGCCCAGUUGAGACCAUCAGUGGACAUUUCAGUGCCUGCAGACGCUGAUUUUGUUCGUCCAGAGCUCCGCCAAUCUAGCAACUAAAUAUUGUUCGCACUUACAAAUAAAAUGGGAGUGUUGGAUUAGGAGGCUUAUAAGUAAUAGAGCAUUGUAUCUUAUUGUCGUCUGCUUGUAUGCAGGAUGUUGUUCUAAUAUGUAUUGUUCUCAGUAUGAGGGAGAAGUUUAUGUUUGUGAUUUUGUCGGGAUGGUAACUCUUUAAAAAUGCGUAUUCUGAUUUCGUUUAGUCAA
Daucus carota subsp. sativus is the source of this 2133-nucleotide messenger RNA. Its product is annotated as ketol-acid reductoisomerase, chloroplastic. The transcript has 10 exons. Bases 157 to 1929 code for a protein of 590 amino acids. Gene Ontology annotation, cellular component: chloroplast; mitochondrion. Gene Ontology annotation, biological process: L-valine biosynthetic process. The record is from RefSeq and is a predicted model, not a curated record. Gene Ontology annotation, molecular function: ketol-acid reductoisomerase activity. NCBI's taxonomy places the organism in Eukaryota, Viridiplantae, Streptophyta, Magnoliopsida, Apiales, Apiaceae.